AUGCAAACAACAACCAAGAAAUUAUUAGCUUCAGUUGCCGUAGUCGGCACUAUUGCUGCGGUAGCUCUUUUCAAUACAUCUGGAGAGUCAGCUAGUCAAGGAACAUUCCUUGCCGAAAGUUCAAACUCAGAACAAAAAGCUGUCACUGCAUUCAAUGACUUCAUUAAUAAGCACUCUAAAAACUAUUUGACAAAGGAGGAGUACAGAGCUCGUCUUAAUAUCUUUUAGACAAAUUACAAUAUUAUCCUUAAGAACAAUGAAGUUAAUAAAGACUACAAACUAGACACCAAUCAGUUCGCUGAUCUUUCUGAUGAAGAAUUCUAAAAGAGACUCGGAUUUAGAGCUAGCCAGUUUGAUGAUGAUGAAGACGAUGAACUCUUCAGAGGAGAGGAACAACAAAAUGUCGAAAAUUUGAAAGCAGAUCCUAUGCCAUAGUCUAUUGAUUGGAGAACCUAGGGAGCAGUUAGUGCCAUUAAGAACCAAGGCUCUUGCGGAGGAUGCUAUGCUUUCUCCUCUGCUGAUGCUAUGGAAGGUGCUUAUGCUUUGAAAAACGGUUAACUCUAAGUAUUCUCACCUUAGUAAAUAAUUGAUUGCUCUACUGGAUAUGGCAACGCAGGUUGUGGUGGAGGUCUUAUGACAAAUAGUUUCAACUAUCUCAAAACAGCAAAGAUUAUGACUAUGUCAUCCUAUCCAUAUGUUGGAAAUCAACAAUAAUGCAGAUAUAGCUCUUCCAAAGGAGUAGUCGGAGUAACUAGCUUUGUCAGUGUUACCAAGAAUAGCCCCAGUGCUUUAAAGUAGGCUAUACAAGUUCAACCAGUAUCUAUCGCUGUUGCUGCUGCCGGUAGUACUUUCAGACUUUACAAGAGUGGAAUUAUCACUUCAUCUGCUUGCGGAACAAGUCUAGAUCAUGCUGUCCUCUUAGUUGGCUAUGGCUCAUAAAAUGGCCAAAGCUACUGGAUCGUUAAGAACUCAUGGGGAACCACCUGGGGUGAGUCAGGAUACGUCAGAAUCUUAGACGAUGGUAAAAACGGAGCUGGUAUCUGUGGCAUGCUCCAAAUGAGCUCAUACCCUAAGAUCUGA
Molecule: messenger RNA, 1080 nt
Organism: Stylonychia lemnae
Lineage: Eukaryota; Ciliophora; Spirotrichea; Sporadotrichida; Oxytrichidae
Source: the annotation of a GenBank genome assembly